GAUAAAGUUCAGUAGAGUUUGGGGAAGUCUUGCUGGGAGUCACAGAAGAGCAGCAGCAGCUUCAGGAGGAGGAUGAGUGUGUGGGUUACAUGAGAGCCUGGAUGUAGAACAAGUUACCUGCAGCAGCCUGGACAGGGCAUGACCACUGGGGUGACCCUCAGCCUUCAUACUGAACAAGGCAUAGGAUCCUUCAUCCACUGCUUCAUCAUUUGUGAGCCAUCUCCAGGACCUGUCACCCAGGAGCCUCUCGCUUUAGUCAGGUAACAUCGAAGCCAUCUGUAAAGAACUGCAAUCACUACAACCCUCACUGGAUCAGUAGGUUUCUGCUGGGAAAUCGCUUCCAUUUUGAGGUUGCCACAAUGGCGAGCAAAACGCUCCCAGCUCCAGUGCCUAUCCACCCAUCUCUGCAGUUGACCAACUACUCCUUCCUUCAAGCCUUCAAUGGUCUUCCAGUACCUGCCGACCACAUUCCCAAUCUUUAUGGCUUCAGCGCCCUUCAUGCAGUUCAUCUUCAUCAAUGGACAUUGGGAUACCCAACAUUACAUCUCCCCAGAUCUUCCUUUUCUAAAGUUCCAGGAGCAUCCAGCUUGAUAGACACCAGGUUCCAGAUCCCAGGUUUUCCUCUUUUUCCUCAUGUUUUCCACCCAAAACAUGAAUCUACAGGUUUUCCCAUUAAAACCAAACCAAGAUUUGACUUUGCCAACCUGGCGGUGGCCGCCACACAAGAAGACCCUUGUAAGCUGGGUCAACUGGACGGGCAAGGUUCUCCUCCAGGUAUGGGUGCUCUCCUAGAUGUCACCAAGCUUACGCCUGAGAAGAAACCCACGCGUGGGAGGCUACCUUCAAAAACCAAGAAAGAAUUUGUGUGUAAAUUUUGUGGGAGACAUUUUACCAAGUCCUAUAAUCUAUUGAUCCAUGAAAGAACCCACACAGACGAGAGACCCUACACUUGUGACAUUUGCCAUAAGGCGUUCAGAAGACAAGACCAUCUGAGAGACCACAGGUACAUCCACUCUAAAGAGAAACCAUUCAAGUGUCAGGAAUGUGGCAAAGGAUUUUGUCAGUCAAGGACUUUGGCCGUACACAAAACUCUUCAUACACAAGUUAAAGAGCUAAAGCCUUCGAAAAUUAAGUGCUGAAUCCUCGACGCCUAAAGACUACUCUAAAUAUAUAUAUAUGUAUAUAUAUAUAUUAAACACUAUUUAACUCUUACUAUUGCUACGUGUACAUAGGACAGAACACUUGUCCGUUACAAGGAACUUUUUGGAUGAGACUUUUCGGAUAAGACUUGGCUUUCCUCGGAAUUGAGUCUAACGAAGAAAGUGACGUGGUGGCUCUGGCAGUCUCUGUGCCAAGAGGGGGUGCUAACAUCAUACUUUUCCAGUGGAGGCCCCUUCUCAUCUCGAGAAUCUGCUGCUCAUGCACACAGCAGCCCUGACCAGGAGGAUUAUACAAGAAAUAUGAAUUCCACCAACAGGGUUAUUUUAUUGACGGACCCUCCAGACAUAGACGCAAUGUCUGUACGUCUGUAUUUUCACGCUUGCUGUUGUGAUAUGCUGAUCUUGAAGGAGUUUCUCAGACAGUCAGUAAUUAGGUUGUCACUCUCUCACCCGCCCUUCCCCUUUUUUUUGUUUAUUGUUAAUUCUAUUUUCUGGAGGAAAAAAAAAACGAAAAAACUGAAAGUUGUUUCUUUUUUUUUUUCACUGUGAACACAAAGGGAAAAAAAUGCCGAAUGUUUUUUUUUUUGGCUCACCGUGUGUAAUAAAAACGCUUUGCUUCAGUCUGCAUGCUGGAAUGGAGUGGGGGCCUCGUACAUUGUCUUUUAUCGCGUCUUGUAACAAAUCUCAAAUUAUUGUGUAAGCAGAUAACAUUCCAGUCUUAUUUAAUGUUUUAUGUUUUCUUUUGGUAUUGUAUUUUAUUUAAAUUUUUUUAUGGCAUUUUUUAAAAAAAUGUUUUCGUUGCAAUAGCUCUCUGGUUUUUUGGCACUUUAUGCUGAUAUACAAAUUACAAAUUACCACUUGUCACUGGAUUUGUACAAUAAAAAGGAAAUAUUCAAAUGG
Bufo bufo (common toad) is the source of this 2060-nucleotide messenger RNA. It is a transcript of the gene OSR1, whose product is annotated as odd-skipped related transcription factor 1. Gene Ontology annotation, cellular component: nucleus. Gene Ontology annotation, biological process: embryo development; urogenital system development; regulation of transcription by RNA polymerase II. The transcript has 4 exons. NCBI's taxonomy places the organism in Eukaryota, Metazoa, Chordata, Amphibia, Anura, Bufonidae. The record is from RefSeq and is a predicted model, not a curated record. The coding region runs from base 360 to 1139 and encodes 259 amino acids. Gene Ontology annotation, molecular function: RNA polymerase II transcription regulatory region sequence-specific DNA binding; DNA-binding transcription factor activity, RNA polymerase II-specific.